GCCGAAUUUGGGCAGUUAUCAUUAAUAUUAUGAAACCAAGUUGUUUAAUUUUGAUGAAGGACACUAGAACCGAUUUCAUUUUCUAACGAACACAGAUACCUCGGAUCUGACCGUCGACAGUCGUUUUGUCAGGAGGGUUCGCAACGCAUAUGCAGAUCUUCGAUCGGCAUACAAAGACACCACCUCAUUUUAAAUUUUAAAUUCUGUCCAAGGAAUUUACAAAGCACCGAGUUGCUUGGUCUGAGUUCCAUUUACGCGCAUGUGCUCACACUCUGAAUUUCUACAGCGAUCCUACGCCAGCCUAAUAUCUGCGAUGCCUCGCACGUCAGCCUUUUGAGCAGCAUCGCGAUCCAUCCAAGCAACUGUCCCUGAUCGGCGGUGACUAACAGGUCAUAUUUACGUACUGCGUUGGACCGAACAUCACUGCCAUGGCUAUCUUGUCUCCAAGAUGUCAAAAGAUGGGAGUCGUGGCACAGUAACGCCAUAUGUUACGGAUUUUUGCUAUUUCCGCUUCGCCUAUGUUUGGUCCUGCAUGAACGGCCGCCUCAAGUAGAACCGCUCCUUAACCCGGGACGGGAACAAGGCCCGCCGUCCACCUUUGGAGCGCACCAGUAGCAGUUAAAUGCGAACGCCGCAGAAUGGGCCCAAGCCGCGCUCCGCUUCGCCGCCUAACAAAACACGGCUCUCUUCCCAGCGAUGGAGCCUCAAGACAACUCCCAACAUUGCGGAGGACGCAAGUCUUGUAUGCGAGCUGCCCGACUGGGGAUAGUCCUUACUUCCCAACACUAUAUUGCAUGUCAAAAGAGUGUGCAUCCGAGCUGACAAUGGGCAGUAGUCAUCUGGUCAUCUUCGGCUGUAGAAGCUGUUAGUCCAGCAGCAGGAGAGUCUACUCGGAAUCAGUUCCGGUCCAAAGUGUGCUUACGGUUCCGAGUUCGAUGUAAACAGGAGGGCGUGAAGGAGCAAGUCGGCCACUAGCAUCUUCCCCGCACGCUGUGUGGAGGGCCGUAAAGUGCUAAACUCUCUUGUCACCAGUUCGGUAGUAGCCGAGCGCCAAGGGUUUUCUGCAGCAGCUUGAAAUACCGUCACGGCACAAUCGGGGCUCCGCGGGGUGCUGUCCCCCUCCUUCAAAACCGGGAGCGCUUCCGCAUCUCGUGUGGAGUUGAACUUUCCUUUCCGCCUGAUCUUUCCGUUACAAAUAGUAAAGCAGCCUGCAUUGCAUUGCUCUUGAUCGCCAUUAACUACACUUCAAAUCGCCCGCCAUGACCGCAUCUGCAUCGGCGCCGCCUCACCCAUUGGCCCCGCUCACCGAGGCCGAGUUCGCCAUCGCCCGGGACGCCAUCCUCAAGAGCCACGGGCCUUCGGAGCCUCUUUUCUUUAGAUCGCUGCAUCGCCAAGAGCCUACCAAGGCAGAACUUGUUCCCUUCUUGGAGCUGGAGCAUGCCGGCAAGCUCACAGAUGAAACCCCAAGACCACCUCGCCUCGCCGUCGUUGAGUAUGAUGUUAUCAAGAAGGAGAGUAGUGAUUAUAGCCAGGCCAUCAUCGAUCUGGCUACAUCCACUGUUCUUUCCAAGGCUGUUGUCCCUCGUGUCGCUCCAAGUGAGUCGUACAUGACAGUUGGUGAAUUUAUUCAAUUCCAGGACAAUUGUGUGGCAGACUCCAUGUUCCAAGAUGCCAUGACUGAAUUUGUUCUGCCUGAGGGCUUUGAGGUCAUGAUCGACCCUUGGCCAUAUGGUAGCCCGGAUCCCGGCACCACACCACCACGCCUGAUGCAGGGUCUUGUGUUUGCGCACGAUACUUCCAAGAAGAAUGCCGACGCAAACCAUUACUCUUAUCCCAUUCCCAUCAUUCCAGUUAUGGACUGGAAAACCAAGAAGCUCGUCCGCAUUGAUCGCCUUCCUACCGGUGGCAAGGGUGACCCCAUGGAGCCAGCACCCCGCGGGGAUAAACCCAAGGUCUUGUUUGAGCAGUCUCAGAGCGCAGACUACAUUCCCGAAUUGCUUUCAAUUCCUCAAAGAACCGACCUAAAACCCCUCAAUGUCGUGCAGCCUGAAGGUGCCUCAUUCACCAUUCAAGACGACGGCCUCAUCAAUUGGCAAAAGUGGCGAUUCCGCUUGGCCAACACCCCUCGAGAAGGUGCGGUUCUGUACGACAUUUGCUAUGAUAAUCGCCCCAUUGCCUACCGUCUCAGCUUUAGUGAAAUGACAGUUCCGUACGGAGAUGCCCGCAACCCUUUUCACCGUAAGCAGGCCUUUGACUUUGGUGAUGGUGGUAUGGGUCGUGCAGCCAACAGCUUGGAGCUCGGAUGCGACUGCUUAGGCGCCAUCCACUAUGUUGACUCGCUUUUGGUUGAGCCUGAUGGCUCUCUCAACCGCCUCAAGUCUACAGUCUGCCUACACGAGCAGGAUAAUGGUAUCUUAUGGAAGCAUACCAACUUCCGAACGGACAGAGCCGCUGUCGCUCGUAACAGAGAGUUUGUCGUGCAAUUUAUCGCCACCCUUGCAAACUACGAGUACGUUUUUGCUUACAAGUUUGAUCUUGCUGGCGGUAUCAGCAUUGAAACCCGCGCCACUGGUAUCGUUAGUGUCGUCGGUAUCGACUAUGGCAAGACCAGCGAGUAUGGCAACGUUGUUAGCCCCGGUGUCUUGGCCCAGAACCACCAACACAUUUUCGCAGUCCGACUUGACCCUGCUAUUGACUCGUACUCUAACGAGACCACUCAGGUCGUGGUGGAAGAAAACCGUCCUCAUAAGAUGAAUCCUGAAACAAACCCAUACGGCAACUUCUACGAUCUUGUCCGAGAGCCUGUUGAGAAGGCCACUUGGAUUGAUCUUGAUCCCCGAGUCAACCGCAGCAUCAAGAUUGAAAACUCGCAAAAGAAGAACGCCAUCUCGGGUAAGAAUGUUGCCUACAAGUUUGUCAACCCUCCCACGCAAAUGCUACUCGCAGACCCCAAUAGUAGAGUAUCGCUUCGUGCGCCCUUUGCCCAACACAACAUUUGGGUCACAGGUUACCGAGACGGAGAGCUCUGGGCUGCUGGCGAGUUCACAAACCAGAGCCAACAUGAAACUGGUGGCGUUGGCGACAUGGUUAAGCGAGGCGACUGGUUCGGCGAGAAGCCGGCAGAUGGCGCCUCGGCAGACGGACAAAAGAGCAGCCCAGUCGUCUGGGGCGUUUUCGGAUUGACUCAUAACCCUCGUGUUGAAGACUGGCCCGUCAUGCCCGUUGAGAUUCAUCAGUUGCACCUGAGACCCGCAGACUUUUUCACGGCCAACCCAGCUUUGGAUGUUCCAGGCACUAGAAACGAGAGCAGUGUCUUGGUUGCAUGCUGCAAUGGCAAGAAUGGCCCAGCUUAGGUUUGAUUGCGUGAUUAUAAGUACAAAUAUAUUAUCUAUAGUGGAGAUAUUAAAUUCGAGACUGUACUUUUCUACAUCUAAUGCUCAAUCUUAAGCGAAAAGUCGACAUGGGGGACGCCCUGGUGAAUAUAGCUUGUUGAGAUAAUGUCAAUGUCUAAAAUGCGUUAGUAAAUGUUCUUCAAAUCGCUGAUCAGGUCUGCUCACCAUUGCACACGUAUGCUGCCACAUUCUGGUUGGUCAAACCUCCUGAUACUUCCAGAAGGAAGUGUUUCUUGCCCUGCCAUCGCUCUUGGAGGCUCUUGGAUGCAAUCUUGACCCCAUCGCCAGUAAAGUUAUCGAGCAUCACAAUAUCCGCACCAGCAGCAAUAGCCUCGUCCGCUUCUUCUUCCGACUGAACCUCCACUUCAAUCUUCAUGGAAAAGCCAGCCACAGAUCGUGCAGCCACUACAGCUUCAGUGAUGCUUCCUCUGCUCCAGACAUGGUUGUCCUUGAGCAUCACCAUGGAGCUGAGGUCCAUGCGGUGGCCGUCGGCGCCACCAGCAAGCAUACCAUACUUCUCAACAAGACGGUAUCCGGGGGUGGUUUUGCGUGUGCCUGCAAGAAUUCCCUUGUAACCGCCUGCUCGAAGCAGGUCCACGAGCUCUUUGCUCCGUGUUGCGAUACCGGAGCAUCGAGACAAUGUGUUGAGAGCCACUCUCUCGCCCAGCAGCAGACCACGAGCCGGGCCAGUAACUGUAGCCACUUUCAUCUUGCCGCCGUUGGCGCUGAUGUCUACUGCGUCUCCCUCACUAGCGUGCCACUCUACUUUGCACCCGCACUGUUGGAAAACCUCGUCAAAAAAUGGUCGUCCUGCAAUGACUCCGGCUGACUUGCCCCAAAGGGUUGCGGUGCGAGGCUGCUCGCCUACAACGAAACCGGCAUAGUCGCAAGAAGGUGUGUCUUCGUCAAGCCAAGCUGUGACUUGAGUCUUCCAGCUGGGCGGUAAAAGAUGGGCAAGGUUGCCCUGCUGCAGUGGUGUCGUCAUGAUUGUUUGCGAGAAAAAUAAUUAUGUUGGAG
This is a messenger RNA of [Torrubiella] hemipterigena, 4409 nucleotides long. The record is from the annotation of a GenBank genome assembly. NCBI's taxonomy places the organism in Eukaryota, Fungi, Ascomycota, Sordariomycetes, Hypocreales, Clavicipitaceae.